AUGGGAAAUCAACCUUCCAGCAGCCGUCGUGGUAGCAAACGCCGAAAAUCCAAGACCACGAGUGCGGCCCAAGAGGCCCGGGAUGCCCUGGUGACACUCCAAGAAGGCAUUUCCGCCGCUGCCAAGAACUUGGACGAAAGUGGAGCGGCUUCUCAAUUGAUUGAUUCCGUUUGUGGAGGAGAUUACUACGAUGAGAAUACCAGAAGUAGUGGUAGACGUAGCCGAAGGCCUCGUCGGAAUCGUUCGUACAGUGACAGUGAAGAUGAUGCGACAUAUGAUGAAGAAGGAACCUAUGACGAUGAUACUUAUACUGAUGGAUCACGGACAUAUGAUUCUUCGGUGCGAAACCGUCGGGACAGAGAGGAUGACGGCACGGUUGGAAGUAAUUCGUAUAUUACCGAGUACACGGAGGAGGAUGACUCCAAACGUCGAAAAGGCCGACGACCUUCAUCCUAUGACAGUGACAAUGACGAUGAUUCGAGAUCAAAAGAAGGCGCCAAUCCCACACGUGGAGCGCAGCCUCUUGCCAGUUCCUUUGCCAAACGGUGUUACUUUACCAAAGCUGGUAUUGGAAAGACUUCGCAACACUACGAAGGUCUUACUCUGACUGGUAAUGUUGUACUGAUGUUGUCUUCUGCCAUGAAAUUGAAGGGUUGCCCUACGAUUUGCGAUGAAGAUUUGAGGAGAGUGGAACAGACGUAUCCAAAUCAAUUCAGUCGUCUUCCCGAUGAGUUGUUGCUGAGUAGUGGAUGGAGAAGAAUCAGCAAGUACUGUCACUUUUCCAAGAAGCCAAUUCCUGAUGGCGUUCCAUUCUUUCAUUCCAAGAAACGAUUGCAUCACUCGGGUGGAUACUUUUUCCUACUGGCAAGUUCCGUUGGAAUGAUCCGACCAUGUGAUGUCGAACCACUUACCAAGGAUACAUUGGUUCUGUUGGAAACCGAUUUUCCAAACCAAUGCGAUGCUGCACCCCAAACUCUUGUCGAGGAUCCCAAUGCUUGGACUUUGGUCAACAAGUUCUGCUUCUUUUCGGGAGGACCCAUCAAUACCGAAGAAGAUGUCUAUUAUCAAGCUGACUUCGAUGGUAAUCCAAUCUUUAUGCUGGCCUUUUUAUCACCGUCUCUUACUCCCGACGAACUCUACAAGAUCAACAGCACCAUGGGUGAAACAGGCCUCAAGACUAUGAAGGAAAUUGAAGAAGUCGAAUCCAUUUAUGAUUUGACGGAUCGUGACUUUGAUGAUCUCAAGCUAUAUCACCUGGGCCCCUGCAGAGCUUUGGCUCAAUACAUUCUUCAGCCAACUGCAUGGACCAAGGUGCUACCGCCUCAUUUCAACGCUGCCCGCAAUAUUGCUAUUUCUCGUGCGCAACAGUGGCAAGCGGAACACGGCCAAAAAGAUUCCACUGAUCAUAGGCUGAAACCAACCUUGGACAAUGUGGCCGCUCAAAAUUUGGACAUGGAUGCUCCUGAUCCAGAUGACCCAAUAGUGUCCCCGACAUCCCCAUUUUUGCCGGAUGGUCGGUUCUUCAACAAGGAACCAUCUCCUACCGUUCCUACUACUCCAGUUUCCAACUCGUUUAGGGAAGAUGAAAAGAAGUCGGAAGAUGAGGUCGAGCAUAAGACGCAUAACGAACAUGGCAACGCGGAGAAGGAAGUGGAGGAGAAAGUUGUUGAGCAAAAGGAAACACCUUCUGCGCCAGCGCCUCUGGACACAUCCAUCGAGUCUAUCAAGAGCGGAGAAGGUGACUUUAUACCUAUCAAACGCGAGGGAUACACGUUGGGAAACACUCCCACUAGCAAUCCCGCCAGUCCCGUGUCAACUGGAAGUGCAAGUUCCGCAGCCAUGCGUGGUGCAAAAGAGCUCAUUCGAAAAAAGAGAGCCCAGCGAAUGGAAGUUUCGAAACGACAAUCAGGUUCUCAGCCUUCGUCACCAACAGACGAACGGGAUGGCUCGUCGUCCUCUCCUGCCAGCAAGAAUUCUUUUGGGGAUAUUGGUCCCCAAGACUCUUCCUUUAGUGAAGAAUCACAGAUUGACAAGAACUCGAGAAGGGCCAUGAUUGUCAAAAUGGCAAAGGCCCGAAUCUCCAACAACACACCAGUUGCUAGCGAUGAAGUAUCGGGAACCUCUUCCUAUCCAUCCGUCAAACAAGGCAACAGUGAUGGCAGUUGGGACAUUGCGGGUGACUUGGACUAG
This is a messenger RNA of Cylindrotheca closterium, 2190 nucleotides long. The record is from the annotation of a GenBank genome assembly. Lineage: Eukaryota; Bacillariophyta; Bacillariophyceae; Bacillariales; Bacillariaceae.